Molecule: messenger RNA, 1808 nt
Organism: Tachyglossus aculeatus (Australian echidna)
Lineage: Eukaryota; Metazoa; Chordata; Mammalia; Monotremata; Tachyglossidae
Gene: SH3BP2
Product: SH3 domain binding protein 2
Exons: 14
Coding region: 103-1719 (538 amino acids)
Biological process (GO): signal transduction
Molecular function (GO): SH3 domain binding
Source: RefSeq, a predicted model, not a curated record
CCGGUGGCCGUUGGGCGGCUCCCCGGGACGGGACCGGAGCGGCCCGGGCGGAGCCCGGCCCUGCCGUGGGCGCCCCCAGCAGGAGCAAGCGGAACCUCGCUCAUGGAGUUCGUGAGACGGUGUCUUGAAGCUUUUGUGUGCGCGAUGGCAGCCGAGGAGCAGCACUGGCCCAUCCCCAUGAAGGCCAUCGGGGCCCAGAACCUCCUGACCAUGCCGGGCGGGGUGGUCAAGUCCGGCUAUCUUCACAAGAAGGGCGGCACGCAGCUGCAGUUGCUGAAAUGGCCUCUGCGGUUUGUGAUCAUCCACAAGAGAUGUAUCUAUUAUUUCAAGAGCAGCACGUCAGCCUCUCCUCAGGGAGCCUUCUCGCUGAGCGGCUACAACCGGGUCAUGCGAGCAGCUGAGGAAACAACAUCAAACAACGUCUUCCCCUUCAAGAUCGUCCACAUCAGCAAGAAGCAUCGGACCUGGUUUUUCUCCGCCUCCUCAGAAGAUGAAAGAAAGAGCUGGAUGGCCCUGCUGAGGAAGGAGAUCGGAUUCUACCACGAAAAGAAAGAGCCUUCUCUCGAUUUCAACGAUUCGAAUUCGGACACGGACAGCUUCUACGGCUCCAUCGAGCGCCCCAUCGAUAUCAGCCUGUCCCCGUUCCCGACCGACAACGAAGACUAUGAACACGAAGAUGAUGACGAUUCCUACAUGGAGCCAGAUUCUCCGGACCGUUUGAGGAUGGAAGAUCCCAUGAUCCACCCUCCGGCCUACCCGCCGCCCCCGGUCCCCAACUUGAGGAAACCCACCUUUUCGGAAACGCAGAGGCCGCACUCCUUCUCGGUGAAGAGCCCGGGCCCCCCGCCGCCGCCCCCCAAGAGGGGCCUGCCGGAGAUCACGCCCGAGGACCUGAAGCGGGAACUCCUCUGCGCCCGGAAAGUCGAGCCCGGCGGGAAGCCGUCGUUGGGGAGCAGGAGGCUGAGCGACCCACCCUCGGGGUCCCCCCCGGCCGUACCCCAAUUCCGCCAACCGGUCGGCGUCCAGGAGAGCUGCUCAUCCUCCCCGGAGCCCCGGCCCCUGGGCUACCACCUGAGCGCCGCCAAGGCCUGCGACAGGCCCAGGCCCUUCCACCUGCCCCCGUGGGGACCCCCGGCUCCCGGCGGCGAGCUGCCCCCCGUCCCAGCCAACAAGCCCAAGAUGACCAAGCCCGGGUUGUUCGUUCCGGCCGUCGCCCCCAAACCCGGGCCCGAGCUGAGACCCCGACCCGAGAAGCCUCCCCUCCCGCACUUACAGAGGUCACCCCCCGACGGACAGAGUUUCCGAAGCUUUUCCUUUGAGAAACCCCUCUUGCCUUCCAAGGCCGACGUCUGCUCCGAGGAUUCGGAUGAAGAGUAUGAAAAGGUGCCACUACCCAGCUCGAUAUUUGUCAACACGACCGAGUCGUUUGAAGUGGAAAGGAUGUUCAAAGCCACCAACGCCCAAGGGCAGCCCCAGAACGGACUCUAUUGCAUUAGGAAUUCUUCAACCAAGUCCGGCAAGGUCCUCGUUGUCUGGGAUGAGACCUACAACAAAGUGCGAAAUUACCGGAUCUAUGAAAAGGACUCUAAAUUUUACCUGGAGGGAGAACUCCUGUUCGUCAGCAUCGGCAACCUGGUGGAGCACUACUAUACCCACGUGCUGCCCAGCCACGACUGCCUGCUCCUCCGGCAUCCCUACGGCUACGCCGGCCCCAGGUGACCCCGCUUCCCGGCCUCGACCGCUGCCUCGGAAGCAACCCGGACGCGACCGGAGCUCGGUUCCGCUGUAUUUUGCACACCGGGAGGAGA